Naegleria lovaniensis is the source of this 1659-nucleotide messenger RNA. RefSeq lists its product as uncharacterized. The transcript has a single exon. Bases 1 to 1659 code for a protein of 552 amino acids. Lineage: Eukaryota; Heterolobosea; Eutetramitea; Acrasida; Naegleriidae. The record is from RefSeq and is a predicted model, not a curated record.
AUGACGACAUCCACACCUUCUCUCAAUUCACUUCUCAACACCUUUCUCAAGAAAUUAAAAUCCAUUCCUCCUCAUUCCACAAAUUUCAAAAAUAUUAAUAAGAGAUUUACAUUGAAUCGAUUCACAACAGAUGUCAUGAAGAGUAUGGUUCAAAAAGCAUGUCGAAGAAAUAAUUUACAAGAUUGUGUGAAUGGUAUUCUUGAAUUAGUAUUACCUACUAUUAUUAAAAUGAAUAUCUAUUCGAUUGAAAUUGAACAAUUACAAGAUUAUGAUGAAUUAUAUCAAGAUUUUUUAUCGAAACGAGGUGUCAAGUCAUACUCGGAUAGUGACACUAGUAGUAGUAGUGAGAAUCAAGUCUGCACCACAACAACAGUCUCCUCUCAUGCGCACUAUGCAACAACGAAAGAAUCUUUAAAAAAAUUAAAAAAAUCAAGAGCAGCAUUGAAAGGAGUUCUCACCAACAUUCUCAAUAGAAUUAGAGUCAUAGUUUGUGAAGAUAUAUCCAUUGGACAUUCUCAUCUCAUGAUUGAUAUUCAUGAAUGUCUUUUGAAAAUAUCUCAAUCUACCUCCACCACUGCCACCACUUCCUCAAAUGCUUCACAUGUCUAUACAAGAAAUUAUUUAUUGAAUUGUAUUGAAUCAUGUUGUAAGAUUGGAAUCAUGUUAUGUGAUUCAACUAUUGUGAAAUGUAGAUAUCCAUCGGUAUUGAGAGCAACGUUUUAUACAUGUCCUAAACAAGAUAUUAGUAAUGAAUAUGUUCCUUCAGAAUUGAAUUAUUCCAAGUAUAGUAGUAAUAGUAGUAGAAAUGAAGAUUCUGAAUCUAUUUUAACCUCUCUCUGUCAUUAUAUUCGAGAACAGAAUGAUUUAUGUUUUUAUUAUUUAUUUAGAUAUUUAUUUGAAUGUGAAGAGAGUGGUGGUGGUGGUGGUGGUGAAUUGUCUCAUCGAAUGACUCUAUUGGAGAGGAGAAUUAGAGAAGAAUUGAAGAGAACUUUAAAGAAUGAUGACAAAGAUGAUGAUGAGAAUUAUAUGAUGACUGGUAGUGGUAGUAGUAGUAGUAGUAGUAGUAAUAGUAGUAGUAGUAAUAGUGGUAGUAGAAGUAAUAGUAAUACAAAGAUGAAUGAAAAUGUCUCAUCACAACAACAACUCUAUGAAAUAUUAUUCAAAUAUUUUAGAACGGUCAAGGUAUCGAUUAAGAAAAAUAAGGUUGGAGAAUUUUGGAUAUUUCUAGUGCAUGCUCUAUUACAUUACUUUGGAAGAGGACGAAAUGUUCAAGGAGAUGAGUCUUCUUCUUCUGGAAUGAUUGAUCAUUGUAAUGAUGAUGAUGAUCUCAAUGUUCAGCAGGACAAUGGUUUGAAUAAUACUUGGAAUAAUAAUUGUUCGAGUCAGACUGAACCAUCUCGUCAAGCAAGUACUCAUACCAUUCAAAUCAUUGAAUGUUUUAGAGAAUAUGUGAAAUGUAAUUUUCAAGUUCAUAAUGAUUAUCUUGAUAUUCAUACAAGUAAGGGAAGAAGUAAUGGAAAAACAAAAACAGAUUUUAUUAAUAAUGGUUCUGUUGUAGCGAAUGAAUUGAGUAAUGAUCCUCUCUAUUUGCAAUACAAGAAGAUUUAUGUCAAGGUGAAUACUCAGGCAAGUAAGGUAAGAAUUAAGAAGAAGAAAUAA